Molecule: messenger RNA, 545 nt
Organism: Protopolystoma xenopodis
Lineage: Eukaryota; Metazoa; Platyhelminthes; Monogenea; Polystomatidea; Polystomatidae
Source: the annotation of a GenBank genome assembly
UAUUUAAUCGCUCUACUUUACCCCCGCGGUCUCUUUGUUCUUUACCUGCUAUUCAUUUCUUUGGAAUGAAUGACUUCGAGCCGCUGUACUCUCCGUUUUUCGGUAUAAUGGGCACUACAGCUGCCAUGGUUUUAUCAGCAUGUGGGGCGGCCUACGGCACUGCAAGAUCAGGAAUGGGCAUUUCUUGUAUGUCGGUAGUAAAGCCGGAACUCGUUAUGAAGUCGAUUAUACCUGUCGUAAUGGCAGGUAUUGUUGCAAUUUACGGUCUAGUCGUUGCUGUUCUGAUCGCACAGCGUGUAGAUGACUCGUAUACCUUGGAAAAAUCCUUUAACGACUUGGGGGCUGGACUAUCUGUCGGGCUUAGUGGACUAGCCGCCGGUUAUGCAAUUGGAAUUGUUGGGGACUGUGGAGUUCGUGGUUAUUUGAAGCAGCCUCGUCUAUUUGUUGGAAUGAUUCUUAUCUUAAUAUUUGCCGAAGUUUUAGGACUUUAUGGCCUUAUAGUUGCUUUAGUUCUCUCAACGAAAGAUCUCAUUCCAUUUAAAUAA